AUGACCGGUGCAGCCGAUUCAAAUAUGAACAAAGAAACGACGACCAUAAAUGAAGACGAUAAAACGACGAUCGCAGAAGCGAAGGAAAUGACAUCAAUGGAAAUCGAUAAAAAAGAUCAAGAGGAACCAGCUGUUGCUGCUGCUGCCUCUCCAGACGAAACGAACACAUCGAAAGAAGAACAAACGACGAAUACUGAAGAAUCCGAAAAAGAAGGCGACGAUGAUGUCUCAUCGAAAUCAGAAAGUGAAAUGACUGAUAGUGAAGAUGAUGCACAACCACUUUUUGAACAACCAAUUAUUCUUGAUGGCAAACGUUCACGACGACCAACAUCACGUCUCGAUAUAUCUGAUUCACUGCCAACAAAAAAAGAACUAACGAUUCCUCAGGGACAUGGCAAACCCUUAGGUGAAAUUGAAUAUAUUAAUUAUCAAAUAACUCAUGCUUCAACCGAUGCUCUCUCUCGAAUGCGUACUAUUUGUUUUGGUCGACGAGGAAAUAAGUCAACAAUACGAAAACAUCUUCGAGAAUUUAAAGGAUUUGAAUUUUCACGUGAUAGUGAAGAAUAUGAAAAGCAUUUGAGCAAUUUAGUAAAAUUUAAAAAAGACCAAUUAAAAUCGAUUUCAAAUAUUCUUGGUUUACCAGCAACUGGCCGUAAUACUGAUCAUGCCGAACGAAUUUUAAAUUUUCUAUUGGAACCGCUUGAUGAAGGAAAACGUGUACCAGGCAAAAAAUCAGCGGGACGUACACCGAAAAAACGUAGUCAUAAUUCAAAAAGUUCUAUCGAUACGGAUCAAGAAACAAAAAAUGAAAAACCUGAAUUAAAUCAUGAUGUAGAUUAUGCUUAUAAAUCUGGCAAAAAAUCUUCAAAUAAACGUGCAUCCAAUGAACCAACGCCAACAAAUUCCAAACGAAAAAAACGUACGCCUGCUGCAUCGGAUUCUAAAGAAAAUCAAGAAACAAUUACUGUUAUCGACGAACAUAAACAUAAUGAUGAAGAAACAGUGAAGGUAAACGAGAAUGAUAUUACAGAUAAUAAAUUAAUAGAAAAAACGGAUCUCAAUGAAGCAAAAGCAGCGGACCAAAUAAUUCAAGAGGCAAAUUGA
Messenger RNA from Rotaria socialis, 1104 nucleotides. The record is from the annotation of a GenBank genome assembly. NCBI's taxonomy places the organism in Eukaryota, Metazoa, Rotifera, Eurotatoria, Philodinida, Philodinidae.